This is a messenger RNA of Geodia barretti, 1477 nucleotides long. NCBI's taxonomy places the organism in Eukaryota, Metazoa, Porifera, Demospongiae, Tetractinellida, Geodiidae. The record is from the annotation of a GenBank genome assembly.
AUGUUAGCAGUAGAAACAGAACAGAGUUGCAGCAAGCAAGAGCCCCAACAGAGGAUCAUACAAUUGGCUGUAGAGACUGAGCCCGCCCUUCACCUCCUCUACAAUGACAGUAUUCUAUCUCUAAAGAGCUCGCUACUCAACAACUCGGAGAGCAGCUGGCUACUCGACAUACCCUCUCUCAUCUGUCACGUCAUGGAAAUACACGUCAUUUCCUCUGUCCACUUCACAUUUGGAACACUGUUUCAUCUUUCACUGGAGCGACCCAAGAGACCUUUGCCACUGAAUACGGCCACACAACCACCAAAACCUCUUGCCAACAGACAUCGCACCGACCAAUCAAGAUGCGGUAGAAAGGCUCACAGCAGCAGGCCUGAAAGCAACGCCAGCAGAACAGGACACAGUAGACUAAAGAUGAAAUUCAAGAAGGAAGUGCACACUCAGAGGAGCAGCAGUGCGCCCACAACUCCUCCAACUCCAGUACCUCUGGCCGUGACAGCUGCCUACUACCCCGGCUGGCGCUCUCGCAGGCACAGCAUCACUGCACACAAUGCCCCUUCCCGGAUGUCCAUCCCGCCUGGAGAGAGACGCCUGUCCAGAAGAUUCAGUAUCGGACUGGACAUGGGAGACGAACACAAGAGGACCCACUUCCCGGCCACAAUCAUGUACGCCAAGAUCGUCUCUCAUCUCGAAAACAGUCUGGAGCCUGGUCGCCACUUUCACCGACUCCAGAGGUUCAGCGAGUGUUUCUGUGGAAGCAGCAUGGUGGACUGCCUCCUUGCCUACUGCCUCGAGACUCUCAACAGCCGCAUGAAGAGAGAGAAGGCCAAGGAGAUGUGUCGACGACUGCUGAGUCACGGAGUCAUAGAGAAUGUGAGCCACAAGAAGCAGCAGGAGGCUGAGGGGAUAGUGUUCAAGGGAUCCAGACUCUACCGCUUCACAGGGAACCACUUCUGGGAAGAAAACAUUACGUCAGAUCUGGAUGGAGCCACCACAAGUGCCAGCAUGCCCUCACUCACCCAGCCCGGCGGCAUCAGAAGACAAAGGGCCUCAAGCGUCAAGAAAAUGUACACAACAUUCUCACAAAGCAAAACGGGCUUUGUGAGAAAGUGCAAGUCCCGGUUCUCACUCAGAGGGGCCAACACCAUCUAGUGGACCUCAUUUCAUGUCAACUCAUGCACUCGGGAUUUUAAUCACCACCACAUUGAACGCGUGUAACAUUUUGUGUGAAUUUUGUGUGAAAUUUUGUGUCUUCUGCAUCACAAACUCCUUUUUAUUUAUUUAUUUAUUUUUAUGCACACCACUUUCUACUCACCACGACAGUGCUUCACUCGCACAUACACAUUUUUUGUCACACUUUACAUUACUUUUGUUUGUUUUGCCACCGUAUUGAAGAUUCUUCUUUGCACCUCAACGACAAUAUCAAACUCUUCAGCGCUUCAACGCACAUGACGGAAGUGAACGCGCACGACACCACUAU